AUGCCUAUGAGGGAGAAACUGAGAGAAGAGAAUGAAAGCUGUGAAAAAGUGACCUUUGGGAAAGUAAAGAACCAAAAGGUAUUUAGGAGAAACUUCAAUCCAAACUCAAAAUGUAGUCCAUAUAGAGUUCUUACAGAACAGAAACUCCAUGAAUGUGCCAUAUGUGGCAAAAACUUCAUUUGGCAUCCUGACCUAAUUCUCCAUGAGCAAAUUCAUCCUCAUGAGAAACCCUAUGUGUGUAAUGUGUGUGGGAAAGCGUUUAAGACCCCAAAUCAGCUUUCUAUGCACCAGAUAAUCCACACAGGGAAGAAACCCUUUGAUUGUAGCCAAUGUGGGAAGGCCUUUAAUAGUAGAUCAUCUCUUUGCCGACAUAAAAAAACCCACAGUGGGGAGAAGCCUUACCAGUGUAGUGACUGUGGGAAGGCCUUCAAGACCAGAAACCGUCUCAGGAUGCAUCAGAUGAUCCACACUGGGGAGAAGCCUUAUGAAUGCAAUAUCUGUGGGAAGGCCUUUCAGUUUAAGCAUUCCCUUAUCGUCCAUGGCAGAAGUCACACUGGGGAGAAACCCUAUGCAUGCGAAGAGUGUGGGAAGGCUUUCAGCGGGAGUUCAGACCUCAUCAAACACACAAGAAUCCACACUGGGGAGCGACCUUAUGAGUGCAGUGAGUGUGGGAGGGCCUUCAGCAGGAGCUCAGACCUAAGCAAACACAAAAGAAUCCACAUUCAGGGGAAACACUAUGGGUGCCCUCAGUGUGGGAAAGCCUUCAGCAGCAAGCCAGAGCUGACCAAACAUAGAAGAAUCCACACUGAAGAGAAGCCUUACAAGUGUAAGGAGUGUGGAAAAGCCUUUCGUCACAACUGUAAAUGCAGGGCUCAUGAACGAGAACACACUGGGGAGAAGCCCUAUGGAUGUGGGGAUUGUGGGAAAACUUUCCAGGAUCGACACUGCCUUACCAUCCAUCAAAGAAUCCACACUGGAGAGAAACCUUAUAAAUGUGCUGAGUGUGGUAGGGCUUUCAGUGGGAAAUCAAACUUGACCAAUCAUCAAAGAAUCCACACUGGAGAGAAACCUUACAAAUGUGAGGUGUGUGGAAAGGCCUUUCAUCAUAGUUCAGUCCUGAGACAGCACAAAAGAAUCCACACUGGCGAGAAGCCAUAUACCUGCAGUGAGUGUGGCAUAUCUUUCCGUCAGCGCUCUGCUCUGAUUGGACACCAGCGAGUUCACACUGGGGAGAAACCUUAUGAAUGUGAGGAGUGUGGAAAAGUUUUCAGGGUGAGCUCAAAUCUUACUGGACAUAAGAAACGAAAACAUAGAGUGUGGAAAACCCCUAAACUUGAUGAGAGCAGGAAAUCUCUCUUUCCAGCAACGGGUUCUCAGACCUUUUUAUUAGUCAAUAUUUUGAGCUCCAAUACCUGCAAGUAGUGGUUCUGGUGUUUACACUUUCUCAUUUCUCCAUCUACCUCUUAGCCUGUCCCUCUUGUCUCCUGUAUUGUUUCUUCCUGGUUCCCUGACCCCCCUACUUGUGAGAACCACCGUCAGGCCUUUGCCUUUGACCUUCCUAUUCAGUGUUUCUUCGGUGAGCACAUUCAGUUCCAAGGCUUUGUCUAUCAAUAAUAAUACUGUAAUAUCAAAUGCUAGUGCUUGCCACAUAGUCUUUACAAUUUUCACUCAAUCCAUACAACAUCCCUAUGAGAUGAGAAAACUGAGGCAUAAAAAGAUUAAGAAACCUGCUAAGAACCACUUAACUAGUAAAUUCUUGACAAAUGUCUGCUGAAUAUUUAGACUCACCCCGGCAAUUUCCAUAAUCCUGUACCACACCUCUUGGUUGUAAAUCUAUACAUUUUUUUAAUGGAUAAACAUUGAUCAUUUUUGGCAAGUUUUGUUUUAACUUACAACCUGAAUGCUACCUCUCCGUAAAGGAGCAGAGUUGCUGAGAUUCAGUGUAGAGAGGGAGACAGGGCAAGGGCAGACUUUUAAAUUACAGAUAAAUAGUUGUUAGGUAUUUUAGCAGUUUACAAACAGCAAGAACAUGAAGCCUGCCCCACUGUGUUAUAAAUACACUAAAAGUUCUUCAGGGUAUUGAUUUCUUAAAUAUUUGCUGUAUCUAUUUGCAUGACAUAUGAAAUGUUCUUUCAUAUAGGUUAGUAAAUUUACAUCUGUCUUUUCAAAUCUUUCAGUGUCUUCUCACAUCUGUCUUUUCUCUUUCAGAUAUUAUAGUCCUCACUGCAGACAGAAUUAAAUACCUACAUGCAAUAAGGCUGUUAAAAUAGAAAUUGAAAAUUGUAGAAGAGGAGGCAACUGUGUGUCAACCUAAUUAACAUGAUGGCAGUAAUUGAGAGUUAUAUUUAGUUCUAAGUUCCAUGGCUGGUACAGAAAGAGAUGAGCAAUGGAUUACCCAACAUUUGUCAAAGGUGUUUUACAAGCUAAUUUUUUUUUUAAUAAUAAGUUUGAGAAAUGCUCAACUAGGUGGGGUUUAUACUAUGCUAAUGUCCUUUCUGAAUCUUAAAUAAAGGAGCUAUAAGGAGCAUUGCUUUCCAAAAGUAAUGGAUGAAAGAAUCCUGUUUGGAGGAGCACCUUCAUGGGCUCUUGUUUCACAGAAAAUAUUUUGGGAAAUGGUUACACAUUAUCUAAUAUGGAGAAGGAGUCCAAGAUAUACAAUUUUCUAGUAACAUAGUCCAAAGAGAAUUACAUGACUUCUUACACAAAAGGCAGAUUCGAUUGUUCCUUAGGUUCAGUUUCUACAGAAAAUUGGAGCAUGUUCUUUCGUAUGGCCAUUUCUUAUAUAGUUUGUUGAAUAAAACCAAGAUGAAAUCUUUUCAGAUAUAACUCCAAAAUUGUUUCUAUGGAGGAUGAAACUGUGGAUAUAUGGUUUUCAGAUGAUAUAACGUGACUUGAGGACAGAGUUUAGGAUGUGUCUAGAGAAUUGGCAGUGCUUUUAUUUUUUGAUUAUGAGAACCCCUUAUUUGAGCAUCGACAGAUUUCACCAACACCAUCUCCCCCAUGCACACACACACACUACAAGUAGUUGUUCUUUAAAGCUGGAUGGCAAAAAGGUUGUCAUGUUCUCCUAGAAAAUCUGAGGUUUUGUUAAUUACAACAGUAUGUAUAUGUUUUUAUAAAAUGUAUAUACAUGUUCAGAAUGUUUAUUUUUACCCACAGGCUAUGAUGUGCAUUUAGAUUUUGGACUCAAAGCCCUUAGCCCAUUUUGAGAACCCUACAAUGCAUCCUUUCAUGUCAGUUCUUCAGUCAGUCUUUAACAGAAUCUGGCAGGUUUUCAGUUCCAAUUUAAAUUGUGAACAGGAGUUCCUGUUGCGGCGCAGUGGUUAAC
Messenger RNA from Phacochoerus africanus (Common warthog), 3328 nucleotides. It is a transcript of the gene ZNF311, whose product is annotated as zinc finger protein 311. The record is from RefSeq and is a predicted model, not a curated record. Bases 1 to 1422 code for a protein of 473 amino acids. Gene Ontology annotation, biological process: regulation of immune system process; negative regulation of transcription by RNA polymerase II; regulation of cytokine production. NCBI's taxonomy places the organism in Eukaryota, Metazoa, Chordata, Mammalia, Artiodactyla, Suidae. The transcript has a single exon.